This is a messenger RNA of Podarcis muralis (Common wall lizard), 4419 nucleotides long. The record is from RefSeq and is a predicted model, not a curated record. NCBI's taxonomy places the organism in Eukaryota, Metazoa, Chordata, Lepidosauria, Squamata, Lacertidae.
AAAGGGGUUGGGGGAGGUGCAUGGGUUUUUCUGAAUGUGCGUGUGGGGACACUCCAGUGAAUGUUUUGAGUGUGUGAGACGUUGAAAGCAACGUCUGGCCUGUGACUGAGUGAAAAAAUAACGUUAGGAGGAGGGAGUGUCCCAGUAUCCCAAGUGUCCAAGUGUUCCAGGGUCAUGGAGAAAAAGCAGUAAAACAACUCCCAUGACCCCCCUGCAAUGCUUUCCUGAACAAAUUGAAAAGAUGCCACGAAGGGAGAAGAUUGGGGAUUUUAAAAACCUGAUGAAAAAAUAGACUCCAACACUUAUGUGGAGUUCCUAACCGUCUCCCAUGGCUUAAGAAAAGUAGAACUGUGAUUACCUGUGCCAUGCCAAACUGUGCCCAGUAUGGCAGCAAGUACAAGUUAAAAAGCCAGCAGUUUUGCCAGUCCCAGAAGAGAAGUCCCAGAAGAAAAGGAGGAAGGAAUAAUUAGCCCCCCUCCACCCUAUGCAGCAACUGCACCAGGGCUAAAUGAGGUUUCCCCUACCCAACCCCCAAGAAAAGAGACUGAGGGAGAAAAGAAAGAGAAGAGGAAAGUGAGGAAGAAGGUGGUAUAGAGAAUGAAGAAUUCAGAAGGUGAAGUGGACAAGCAGUCCAAAAGAGUGUUUCAGUAUGUAGAACCAUGUGGCUUCUUGAGUUCUAGAAGCAGCACAAUGCAAGGAUGUGAAUUGGCAGACAGAAAGAAACAGAGCAGAAGGCUUUGAGAGCCGCAUAGGACAGAACUGUUAAAAAAAAAAAAAAAAGAGACAAUUAAACCCGAGGGAUCAAAGAACCCUGGGAUUACAAUACUGACCAUUGAGGAAAUCUGCAGGAUAAAUGCCCUCAGGGCAGCGGACAAUACUAAUAGUUGCAAUUGAGGCAGCUAAAACUCCACUUUGAUGGCCCCACUCCACUGAGUGUACGACCCCCUGGAGUCAUCCGAUGCCCAGGACCACAGACCUCCAAGCACCUUAAAUCAGAAUCCUUCUUUCGAAGAGGACCUGGCCAAAAUAAUUAGGGGUUUGUCUUCAAACAGCCAGAAAGCCAAAAAUGCAAUCUCAGAGCGAGCGAGGGUGUCCACGGGAGGGGCAGAGAACGCCUAGGGAAAAAGCCAGUGCGCCAUCUGCAGGCAAGAGGGUCACUGGAAAAUGGAAUGCCCAAAGGCCCCACGCCCGACACACCCCACUCCCCACAGGGUGGGAACAGUAACCAAAGUUCCGAUGCCUAUGUACCCAGCCAUGAGCCUCAGCGUUACAGCCACAAGCCCAGCUCUGAACUCCAGAAAAAUCAAGGCAGAGGGCAAGAACAGGGAUCUGUGCAGGGAUACCCCAUGGCCUGAACCCCACCUCUCCAGUCCUGAGAGACGGAAAAAAACUUACUAGGAUAAACCAGGCCCAACAAACGCAGGUUCCCAGAAGCUGCCUGGCCCUGGUCCAACAAUGGUUGCUCGGCACACAGAAUGAGGUUUCUGAAAAUGAUUUGCUCAAAGACUGUUGCAGAAGCAAGUGAACUAACUGUUUCUCAUUCAUGCAAGUAACAGGACAUCAGCUUUUUUUUUUUUUUUUUUUUUCCUUCUUUCUCCUUGUGCCAGGCGCUUGGAGGUAGCUUCAGAGCGUUAUCUCUUGGCAGCUAUUCCAAGAAGGACACUGCUGCAUUCAGCCAGCUACCCUGAACCUCACACUUUCUGGAUUUACAGUUCAGCCACAUAAACCCAGAAGGCCAAGAGUUACCCACCCCCCUGCCCAAAAGUACUAACCUGAAGAAGUGACUUUCUUAAAAGCAAGUAAAUGCUUUCUGUGAACUUUGUCAAGUUUUUCUUUUUAAGGUGCAAUUUUACUCUGAAAAAGGAAUUUGUAACUUUGCCAGAAGCAAGGAGCGCAUUGUUCUUUCUACAGACACUGGCAAAUGAACUGAAAUUUGCAACAUGGCUUAAAGCUCUGAAACCUAGAGCACACAAAUGAGACUUUUAAAAAUCUCAGCUGGCAAAACUUAACCCGAGGAACAGAACUGUUAACCCCUUGCGAAGUUUCCUGCCAAGCAUACCCUUUUGAAUUAAUGUUUGCUAGGCCUAUACCUUAUGUGCAAAUGUUACCUAUCACUUUGUUCUGUGCAAUCGCUGCCGUCUUUGUUAUCUCUUCUCUUAACAGGUGAGCUUUUGCUGGAACGCCUUGUGCCUAGGUCGAGGCUCUGCAUCCCUAUGAUGAGGACCCAGAUUGGACCCAGACGCCCAGACGUUGCUCCAGCCUUGUUGGAAGGGACCCAAGAAGCCCAAAGCCCACCAGACGACCCGACACCCACCAGACUACAGCCCUGCCUACGUCACUCCGGACGCUGACGCUUGGCACGGCUCCUGCAACCAGCGUGGAUUGAAAGAGGACUUUUUCUCAUUUUCUUUUCUUUCCUUUCGCAUAACUGAACUUUAUUGAAAGUACCUGGGCCUGGUUUGCUUUACGCCACCCCUGCAGAGGAGGGUGUCUAGUGGGUCUUUUCUUUCAGCGUAAUUACACCCCAGCCCACUCUCUAGCACUUACCUAAGCCCCUCCCCGUGCAUACAAUGGCUCAAAUACGACUGUGGGUCCCCAUGCUGGUAUUUCUGCUGCCUUUGACCUUUGAAAUGCCAAUACCACUCACAGUGACCAGACAACUGCUGCAAUCGUGGGGGGGCCCACCACACAUAUAAUAAGUGGAUUCAGGUUGCUGAGAUGGUUGUGUUCUCUGCAAAUCGGACCAAUUGUGCCGUCUGCACUCUGGCCCCUGUAAAUGCUCUGGGAGGAAUGCCACUCCUCCCUGUGCCUGCCUUCCAGCCUCUGGGCAACCAUUCUUCUUUAUGGAAUCAUUCCGUCCCUUUCCAGGUUCACAGGAUCACUGGCUGCCUUUGUGUCAACAAAUCAAAUGACAUAAGUGACGCUCAGACCUAUGUGGGCACUUCCCACUGUGAUCGUACCUUCCCAGCCCCGACUAACAUGUUUGAGUCCGAGGCAGGAACCUUUUCUGGUUCCAAUUUGAUUGCAUGCCUGGCCCGCUUGCUGAGAGGCACCAUAUCUGCCCAUGGUCAGGACGUUUACUGGGUGUGUGGCAGGAAGGCCUAUCAUGCCCUCCCAAGAGGAUGGUAUGGGGUCUGUUUUCCAGCCUACUUAAUACCCCCCAUGUGGAUUCCUGACCAGAUUGCCUCUGCACCCCGUAGAAGGAGGCGUUCGGCUGACCUGGCAACACUUACAGGUGGCAGCUCCCAGAAUUGGGGCAGAAAUCAGUGGCCUCCGGAAAGGAUACUGGCCCAUUAUGCUCCAGCCUCAUGGAAUCGGGGGGAGAAAAUCUCUGGGGCAAGGGGGCCGAUCUAUAACUUGAACCGCGUAAUCAGACUCCAGGCAGUGGUAGAGAUUGUUGCUAACACGACAGCCACGGCCCUUAGGCUAAUUGCCACGCAAUUGGAUGAGACACGCAAUGCGUUUCUCUCAGUCCAAUUAGCAUUGGACUUUCUCCUGGCGCAACAUGGAGGCUUUUGUGCAGCGUUAAAUCUCACAGGUGGAGCAUGUUGCUUCAACAUUUCAGACCAUGGCGAGGCUAUCCGUGAUCUGGCAGCAAGAAUUGAAAAGGUAGCACAUGUCCCUGUACAAACCUGGGAGGGCUGGGAUAUGUCUUGGUUGGACGGCAUCUUCCCAGGUGGAUGGAUGGGGAGAAUAUUUACUAUGGUGAUAGGUCCAAUAAUGCUUCUAUUGCUUUUCUGCUUCUGUAUGCCCUGCUUGAUGCAAUGUAUGCAAAAUAUGAUGGAGAAGAUGAUGUCUCGCAUGAUGGGACCUCGCGUGCUUGCUUUCAUAAGAGAUUAUAGACCCCUUCCCCAGAACGAACCUAAGUAUUAGGUUGUUCAUAAGAAGAGGAGGGAGUGAAGGGAGAGAGGAAGGGUUGCUUUCUAUAUUUUGUACCUUUGCUUUCUAUAUGCUUUCUAUACCUUGUACCUUGUACCUAAGAAGGAUCUUCAUAUGUACCUAAGAAGGAUCUUCAUAUUUUCUGUCUAAGUCAAUUUCUUAGCUAGAAAUAACUUCACCUGCAAAAAGGGCCCCCCGAAGGAAUGCAAGAUAAGACAGAGACUGUAAGUUAGAAAUAGCCUCGCUUUUUCUUACUUUAGGAAUGCAAGAUAAAAAAAGACACAGACGGGAGGAGACGGGAGGAAACAGGGGGGAUGCAGGACGCUUGUAUCGGGAACAAUAGGGAGGGCUGUUUUAGAGGGCUAUAGACAUGCUAAAAAUAAGUUGAAAACUUUCCAGUUGAUUGGGGAGGAGGGAGAAAGCCCACUCAAGGUAUAAGAAAGUCUGCAGAGGUGUAUUUUCUAGGCAGUCAGUCUUCCAGAAAUUAUUCUGCUGGCUGUCUCCUGUGCACAGAGAAUAAAACUGCUUUCCUCCAAAGAA